AGCGCAUAACAGGAUAGUCUGCGUUGUAGCUAUAUAUCUCGACGUCGGCGACUAGGAAAACUAGUUAGCUAAAGCUUAUGUUCACAGAUGGAAGUGAGGAGAGGAAACAACGCUAUAUUGUAGUGUGAAAUAUAUAUAUAGAUAUAUAUAAAAAGCUAACAGUAUUCAUGGAUUUACUCCCAUAAUUCGUUAUACAGUGCCCACAUUUUCAUCUUUUAACACAUUAAAGGUGCAUUUUACGCGAGUUUUGGUGCAUUAAAUGGAGGAGAAGAAAGAAGACGGAGACUCGGAGAUACAGGAACACGGACCCGAGCACUGGUUCUCAAAAUGGGAGCGGCAGUGUUUGGCCGAAGCGGAGCAAAGGGAGCCCAGCGAGGAGGAGGCCGACAACGACCAGGAUAAACUGUGGCAUCUCUUCCAGAACUCAGCCACUGCUGUGGCACAGUUAUACAAAGACAGAGUAUGCCAUCAGCAGGGCCUGUCAUUGUGGGUGCCAUUUCAGAACUCGGCAACAGCAGUUACCAACCUCUACAAAGAGAGUGUGGAGGCACAUCAGAGAAGUUUUGAUCGGGGCAUCCAGAUAGGCCAUCAACGCCGUAAUAAGGACAUGUUGGCCUGGGUGAAAAAGCGCCGGAGAACCAUCCGUAGGGAAGAUCUUAUCAGCUUUUUGUGCGGAAAAGCACCACCACACAGGAGUAGCAGGGCCAAUCCCCGGCUGGCCAUGUUGGCCCCCAGCCGGGCUAAUUCACCAGCCGAGACUGGCUCAUCUGUAGAAGCAGACCUCCAGCCCUUCAGGGAGGCCAUAGCACUGCAUGGUCUGAGUGGAGCCAUGGCGAGCAUCAGUGUGCGCUCUGGUGCUCCAGGGUCUCCCACGCAUGUGAGUGGGAGCAGCAGUAACGGAGGUGGCGCUGGUGUAGGUGGUUCUUCCGGCUCUGCACUGGUGUGCCGCAGCAGGCGUAAUGGGCUCCAAGACGUCGACCUGAACACUUUCAUCGCGGAAGAGAUGGCACUGCAUCUGGACUCUACAGGCUCCGCCUCUGCUGGAGGGGGAGGAACCAGGAAACGAAACUCCACCCAGUGUAGUGAUGUCAUCACAGACUCCCCUACACACAAACGCAACAGGAUGAUCUGAUCUGCUGCCUGCCUGCCUGUGUGUGUGUGUGUGUGAGUGUGUGUGUGUGUGUGUGAGGGGGUAGGGGGAAAAACCUUCAAAAGCCAAGGCUAUGAGAGGGGGGGGGGGUGGAUGGAUGGCUUAUGUGGGACAGACACUUGAAUGCCUGGCUGUGCAAAAGAAACCCGGGCUGAAAAUGAGGACUUACGGUCUCAGUGCGGUCAAUUCAGAUGUUGACUGAAUUCUAUUCCUUGUCUCCUUUCCCCACACUAUUACUACAAAUCACUGAUCUGCAAUCAGAACACUUAAUGGGUGUGUGUGUGGGUUACUGGGAGGUCUGGACGACAUCACGCACUCCUGAGACAUCGCUACCGAGGAAAGGAGACAACGAAAGGAAGUCGCCCAACUCAUCCUGGGAUGUGGACCGAGCUCAAAGGGGUGAAAUGCACCGUGCUGCUUCACAAGCAGAAGCCACUCAAUCCUUGACACAUUUGUGCCCUUCCCUCCCCUUAACCUCACUCAUCCUCACCCACCACCUUAAUAAGGAAGUGAGGGCCAUGAUCAAAUCGUCUCACUCAGUGAACCAAGUUGCUCGCCAAAUGUUGGACCCAGCUCGGUCAGAGACUCACUUCUUCGUCAAACAACCCACCUGUUCUUUGUUACUUUUGUCAUUGCAGCUCUCAGUUGACGUUGCCGGUCAGUGGUGGAGCUAAAUCACCCAGUAGGCGUACAUCUGUGACAUCAUCCUGCUUCAUCUCCCACUUGCAACCAGUUACAUUUCUCUGGCUACUAGGUUGAUGGCAUGUAACUUUAUUCUCUGCUAACUACUCUGCUUUGAUUUAGUUCAGCCAGUCGCCCUUUCUUGUUUUUAAGUUCUUCAACCACCAGUGUUAACUAUCUAGGUUUGUUGCCACUGUGAUAGCCAAGUUAAUUUUGCAUUCUUUCUCCACCAUGUUUUUUUUGUUGUUGUUGAGGAUAAUUGAAAGCAUUUUUUUUUUUUUCUUUGUGUAUACAGCUUUUCAGACACUACUGACUGCAACACUCUCCUCCCCCCCCCCUUUACUCUAGUCUUAUUACAAAAGCAGCUGCUGUUUUAUGUGAUCUUGUGAUUAUUCUGAUGAGUUGCAAUACAGACUUUUGCACUUAGCUUCCACCUCUAACUCAUGCAAAGCUUUCACCUCUAACUCAUGCAAACAAAUCAGCUCUUCCAUUGUAUCCCACUUAAAGCCUCGUCCAGCCCUUAACAGGCCAGCUUGAGGUCAGUCCACGCAGAGUUGCUGCUUGGAAAAAGUAAACCCUUGGUAUGACUAGUCACGGAGCCCUCACACACACCUCAAAUACUCUUCAAAAAGUAUUUGAUCAAGUUGUGGAGUGUUUCUGUGUGUGGGCUCUACUUGUAUUCGAAGACUCAAGUCCUUCCCUGUCUGACAAAUGAUUUAACUUAUCAGAAGAUAAUCGGUGCUGUAAAGAAAGCAUAAAUGUUUACAAAGGUAGCGUUUCUCAACAAAUCCAACAAGUAUGCCAGCCAGUGCACACAAGACACUGGCUAAUUUGGCGAGUGUGUCGGAUUGGGUGUUGGGUCACUGUCUGCUUUUUGUAUAAGGGGUGUGUGCAUUAAUAAGACAUGGAUGGGUUUGAUUUUACUUGGUACAAGAUGAUGAAACUCGGAUUGUUUUAUUCUUGAAAUCGUCCUUCCAUCCUUUUGUAAUGGAGAGGAAUAGGAGACACUGAUAUCACAUGAGGCAGAAAUUUGGGUAUAUUUAGCAGUUUGUGAAACGUAUGAACUGGUACUGAUUUAUAGGGUCUUAAUGAUUAUUGGAUUUAAAUCUAAGCUAGUUUGUGGGCGUAAUGAACUCAAUUGUUGGAAUAUGCUUUCAUUUAGCAUAGGAAGCUAACAAAUGUAAAUUGAGUUGUCUAGUUAUCAAACCAAUUAUUAUAUUUCCAGCAUUGAAUAAUGGCCAGAAAAAGGUUUUGCAGAACACUAUGUCACAGUGAAGUUGACCUGCCAUAAUAGUGAUACAGUAAGUUGUCAGUGAGUCAAAUACCUGUAAUACCCACUGUUGCUGACUUGUGAGAUCUCAAUGUCCACCCACACACACACCACACGUUUUUGUUGACCUCUUCAUUCCCCUUCACCUUUAUGACCUGGAAAGUGGGUUAUCUUUAGUUGUAUAAAGCAUGCCAGUUUUUAACUUGUUACAUUUUGGUCACAGAUUUCAUUUUUGCGUUAAUGGGUUGGCUUUUAUAUUCCUACAUGAUCCCUGGCUCGUCGGUGAAAGAAAAGAACCGGGCUGAGAUUCAUUGCUUCUGUCAAAAUUAAGAGUUCUGCGUUUCGGAGUUUGUACUUGCAUACAAGUGAAACCACUUGAAUUAGACUGACAAAAAAUGUCAUCCUCAAAUCGGAAAAGUGAGAAUUGAUUUGCUUUACGGAGAGCCUCUGAUUACUGUCAAGUAGGGUCAACCAGUAAUUCAUGUUGAGGAUUCAUAUCGGUCUUGGUUUAAAACGGUAUCUAAAAAAAUAAAUUGUACAUUCUGGGUAGCUUCAGCUAGCACAGGUCUAGUGAAUAAUGUAACACAGGAAGAAUCUAUGAUUCUCCCUAAAACUCACAUUUAGAGUCCAUCAGAAAGUAUGACGCUCUGGGUGUGCUAAUGGCAGAAUAUGGUGUUGGAGAUGGAGAAAAUCCUGAGGACUGACCUGACGGCCAGUCCACACGCUUAUCUUAGAGGAAUGCAUUUUAGUUGUUUUUUCUUUCUUUCUCCAGGCACUUCACUCGCUGUUUUGUGUCCAACACUCCACAUUGGCAUUGGUAGCAUUCUCAACUGAAACCAAAUGGUGCGUGUUGUUACAAAUUAGUAGUUAUAACCUCCUAGUGUUUCUGUUGCAUGACAACAUGUCAGUUAAAGGGACGAUGUGAAGUGUCUGCUGACCGGAAGAAGAACCUAAAAAUUCAGACUAUCAAAAGAUAGCGCCCCCCCCAAAAGACUAUGAGCAGGACUGUGCCGUCUUUCUAAUCCCACUGUUCAACCUGCAGUGUUGACCCCCCACCCCCCGGUUAUAAUAGAGGGGGCACUUUGUGUUUUUCUUUUCUUUCCCUGAGCCAGUCCCCGGCCUUCAUCCACAUUGUUUCAAAAGGCUGACUCGUGCCACAUGUCUCUGGAGCCAACACUAUUAUCGGCUGUUUCUUGAUACUUAUUUGUUUGAAAAAUAAUAAUAAUAAAUGGCUAAUCUAUAUACUUAACAUUUAAUUGUUGGUAUGAUAUAUGUGGUUCACAUUGUAAAAUAAAUAAAACCAUUGAGUUGCAAUU
This is a messenger RNA of Perca fluviatilis (European perch), 4417 nucleotides long. RefSeq names its product chromosome 15 C16orf72 homolog (gene hapstr1a). The transcript is spliced from 5 exons. The record is from RefSeq and is a predicted model, not a curated record. Lineage: Eukaryota; Metazoa; Chordata; Actinopteri; Perciformes; Percidae. Bases 260 to 1132 code for a protein of 290 amino acids.